AUAGUCGGUGGUUGGCGGCCUGGUCGUCCAUCCGUUGUUUGCUCUCAUCGCCAGUUGUGACCCGACAGUCUGGUAAGCUAAGAGAAAAGUUGCCAGGGCAGUCGAGCGUCUUUUAUGUCAGACCAGAGCACUGCCUCGUAAUAGUGGAGACCCCAGGGCUGCAUGGCUGCUCGUGGCUGCUCAUGUCAUUGGUGGCCAUAACACACAGCUCCGCGCUCAAUUGAUCGCAUCCUUCUUAUAUUCUCCACGUUCCGUGACACAUGAGUCUAGUUCGCUGCGGGAGUGACUAGGGGUCGACACAAGAUUUGUUGCAUUAUCCUUCUCCCACGGCCCCAGCUUUCCACGACCGAUCAUUCUCGGCUAAGAUAAUGUACAGUAUUAAGAACAUCCAUUCUACCGCAGUCAGAGGUUAUCGGUCAUGUCUACGCAAUAAGCUGCCUCUUUCUUUUUUUCUUUUUCCUCUUGUCUUUGUCUUUUUUCCAUAUGCAACCGGGCGUGCUCUUUACGAGGUACGAAAUUCGUGUUCAGACUUGGCCUUGCCAAAGGUCGUGCCGAUAUCAACCUGGGCGUGUCUUGGCCCGCAAGCCAACCGCUUUCAGGGCUCAGCCAGGUCGCAACCCAACAAACACGUGGUUCUGCUGUAUGCAGUUUCCGGAAGGGGGCCAUCCAUUUGAUUUUUGAUCCACUACACAAG
This is a messenger RNA of Truncatella angustata, 694 nucleotides long. RefSeq lists its product as uncharacterized. The transcript is spliced from 2 exons. The annotation marks the transcript as partial. The record is from RefSeq and is a predicted model, not a curated record. Lineage: Eukaryota; Fungi; Ascomycota; Sordariomycetes; Amphisphaeriales; Sporocadaceae.